Molecule: messenger RNA, 4378 nt
Organism: Gadus chalcogrammus (walleye pollock)
Lineage: Eukaryota; Metazoa; Chordata; Actinopteri; Gadiformes; Gadidae
Product: collectin-12-like
Exons: 23
Coding region: 396-4127 (1243 amino acids)
Biological process (GO): protein transport to vacuole involved in ubiquitin-dependent protein catabolic process via the multivesicular body sorting pathway
Cellular component (GO): ESCRT-0 complex
Molecular function (GO): phosphatidylinositol binding; ubiquitin binding
Source: RefSeq, a predicted model, not a curated record
AAUGGGCUCUGGUUACAACUGCUGGUACCACUGUUGCAGACAAACCCUGACAUCAGCACUUUGCAAGACAUUUUGCUUGGAGAAAAGGGGCACACCUUUUAUUUGCAAUCUCAAAUUUCCUAACCAAUCAUUUUAACUUUGAACAUUAUUCUAAGUCCUCCCCCGGCUUCAAAAGUGCAACCUUGUGGCUACCUGUUGCGGCAGAAACUUCUGCAACACAAAAGCUGCGGAGGUAGUGCUGAAACCUUUGCAAGCUAUCGGAAACCUCCAUCCCUGCGGAUAAAAGGGUUAUCAACAGAACCAGAGGCGUUAAAACUAUGUGCUAAACGAAAAGCACAUUGCAGUGCAGUGGAUGUAACUCCAGACAUCAAGUCCUCGACCUUCUGUGAAGCACAAUGAAAGACGACUUUGCUGAUGACGAGGAGGUCCAUUCCUUUGGCUACAAGAGGUUUGGAAUCCAAGAGGGUACAGAGUGCACCAAGUGUAAGAAUCACUGGGCGUUGAGAGCAGCUAUAGCCCUGCUCUACGUGCUGUGUGCCCUGCUCACCAUAGCGGUGGCCGUGCUCGGAUACAAAGUGGUGCAGAGGAUGGAUGACGUUACGCUACAAAACUCUGCAGAGCACCACAUCAACGAGAAAUCGGCAAACGCCACCAGUGCCAUCCAGACCUUCCAGUCCAACCUCCAGACCCUGCAGAGCCAGCUGCACGACAUCGCCCAGCGGGCCGGCGCCAACCAGGCCCUGCUGGACGAGCUCCAGGAGACGGGCGAGGUCACGCAGAGGGGCCACGUGUCCCUGCAGGGCGACGUCGACGGCAACGCGGCGUCCCUGCUCCGGGUCAACCAGACGCUGACCUCCCACAGCGGCACCAUCGAGGACCUGCAGGAGGACACGGCCAGGCUGCAGUCGGCGCUCCAGGGCCAGGCCAGGGACCAGGGCGAGGCGGCGGUGGGCGUCAACGCCCUGAACAUCACCCAGGCCCAGCAGCGCGGCCUGCUCAGCAACCUGCAGAAGACGGUGGAGGCCACGGGGCGGGCCGUGCAGAAGCUGAAGAACGACUACCAGGGCCUGCAGCAGACGGCCCGGCAGACGCAGGCCGACGCCGUCUUGCUGAAGGAGAAGGUCCAGAACCUCCACGUGGUGGCGGCCAACAACUCGGCGCAGGCCCGCUCCGACGGAGAGGCCUUGGAGGACAUGGGCUCCCAGCUGGGCUCGCUGGCGCUGCAGAUCCAGAACACGUCGUCGGUGACGGAGGGGCACGACCAGAGCCUCCGGGAGCUGAUGGACCGCCAGCGGGACCACGACCACGACAAAUCGGCGCAGUUCGACCGCUUGGAGGUGCGGCUGGACCGGCAGGAGAGCGGCAUGAACCGCGUGAUCGGGAACGUGAGCUUCGCCUCGCAGCUCCUGGGCGCCAUCAGCACCGACCUCAACGGCCUGCGGACCUGCGCGGAGACGGUGGCCCACCACGCGGAUCUGCUGCUGGCCCUGAACGGGAGCGUGAGCGAGGCCAAGGCGUACAGCGUGGGGCUGCGGACCCAGCAGGACGAGCUGGCCGGCCGGCUGGAUCGAGAGGUCAGCAACCUGACGAUGGUGAUGGCGGAAAUGAAGCUGGUGGACAGCCAGCACUCAAACCUCAUCACCAACUUCACCAUCCUGCAAGGACCCCCAGGUCCGAAAGGCCCCAGAGGUGACAGGGGGCCACAGGGCCCGGUGGGCACGUCGGGACAGAAGGGUGAGAGAGGGGACAAAGGCAUGACAGGCGGGCGGGGACCUGAAGGACAAAAGGGUUCUGCAGGACUAUCCGGGGUGCCGGGUUCUAAGGGAGCGACCGGGGACCGGGGCGUCCCCGGAGCCAAAGGGUCCCGGGGAUCGUCAGGUCGGCCAGGCCCUGCGGGGGAGAAGGGGGAGUCCGGCACUCCGGGGGCUAACGGCUGGGAAGGACAGAAGGGGACGGCGGGAUUACAAGGGCCUCAGGGGCCGCGAGGACCUCUCGGGGCUCCGGGGUCGGAGGGACCGCGCGGGCACCCUGGUCUGCCGGGGCCACCGGGGCGUCCGGCGGAUCCCCCUGUGCAACCCCAACCCCCGCCCCAUGUACCCCCACACACUCCCCAGCAGGACAAACCCCCUCCACCCUCCAAGCCGGUCCCAGUACCAGAGACCCCCAUGGUGUCCCCCCAUGUGCAGCCCCCCGCUGGCCCCACCCCACUACCUGGCUGCCCUCUUGAAUGGAUUUCCUUUGAGGACAGCUGCUACUACUUCUCCUCUGGGGCUCAGAAGUUAAAUUUUACAGAAACCAAGAUAUUCUGUACCAACAUGUCAUCCUCUAUGGUCAUGAUCAAAAGCAACGAGGAGCAGGAAUGGAUAAAAAAGCAGAUUGCCAGAAAGGGCUUCUUCUGGCUGGGCUUGACAGACAUGGAGACGGAGAACGUGUGGAAGUGGGUCGAUGGGACCCUACCCGUUUUCACGAAGUGGAAACCUGGCCAGCCUGACAACUGGGACCAGGGCUACUCAAAGGGAGAGGACUGCGCAGGACAAAAAAAAGAGAAGAAGGCGGAAUCUGUUGUCAACACAUCAGCCAUGCCUCUCUUCACGACAAAUCCCUUUGACCAAGAUGUUGAGAAAGCAACCAGUGAGAUGAACACAGCCGAGGACUGGGGCCUCAUUUUGGACAUCUGUGAUAAAAUAGGACAGUCCCGUACUGGUCCGAAAGAAUGUCUUCGCUCGAUAAUGAGACGAGUGAACCACAAGGACCCGCAUGUGGCCAUGCAGGCACUGACUCUACUUGGUGCCUGUGUUUCAAACUGUGGGAAAAUAUUUCACUUGGAGGUCUGCUCCAGAGAGUUUGCUAGUGAAGUCAGCAAUGUUCUGAACAAGGGCCACCCGAAAGUCUGUGAGAAGCUGAAGGCCCUGAUGGUGGAGUGGGCGGAAGACUUCCGGAACGAUCCUCAGCUUAGCCUCAUCUCGGCCAUGAUCAAGAACCUCAGAGAGCAGGGUGUCACCUUCCCGGCCGUGGGCUCCCAGGCUGCAGAGCAGGCGAAGGCAAGCCCUGCGAUGGUUGCCAAGGACCCUGCCACCGCCUCCACUAAAAAGGAGGAGGAAGACCUGGCCAAAGCCAUCGAGCUGUCGCUGAAGGAGCAGCGCGGGCAGCCCCAGGGUUCCCUGUCCAGCCUGUACCCCAGCGCCUCCAGCCUGCUCCCCUCUCAGAAGGCGGACGGCCGGAAGGUGCGCGCCAUCUAUGACUUUGAGGCGGCCGAAGACAACGAGCUCACGUUCAAGUCCGGGGAGAUCAUCACCAUCCUCGACGACAGCGACCCCAACUGGUGGAAAGGGGAAACAUACCAGGGAGUGGGCCUCUUCCCCUCCAACUUUGUAACUGCGGACCUAACCGCUGAGCCAGAGAUGGUCAAGACCGAGAAGAAAUCGGUGCAGUUCAACGAAGAGGUCCAGGUGGAAACCCUGGAGCCGGAGCCAGAGCCCGUGUUUAUCGAUGAGGAGAAAAUGGACCAGCUGCUGCAGAUGAUUCAGAGUGCCGACCCCACGGAUAACCAGUCAGAUGCUGUCGAACUGCUCCAGUUGGAAGGUGCCUGCAACCAAAUGGGACCACUCAUUGACCAGAAGCUGGAGGAUAUAGACAGUAGGCACUCUGAGCUGUCGGAGCUCAACGUGAAGCUGAUGGAGGCGCUGUCCAUGUACGCCAAGCUGAUGAACGAGGACCCCGUGUACGGCAUGUACGCCAAGCUCCAGAGCCAACAGUACUACAUGCAGCAGCCCCAGCAGCCGCCCGCCAACACGGCCCAGCAGGGGUAUCCCGUUCAGCCAAGCUCGUAUGCCAUGGGCCCGGGGAUGCAGGGCUACCCUGUGUCCAUGGAGCAGCUCCAGGUGGGGCCUCCCAUGCCUGGCCAAGCAGCACCCAGUGACAUCCACAUGUACAUGGGCCAGCCGCCCGUCUACAGCCCGUCCCCGGCAGACGUCCAGGCCUACCAGAACCAGGCCAGCCUCCCCGGCCCUCCCCCGGGCCCCGGCGUCAUGAACCAGCCGCCCAGCUACAGCGCGUCCUCUGGUCAGAGCUUACAGGCCCCCACAGACCCCCAACACAUCCCGUACCCGGAGAAAGCCCUGCUAUAGGGAACCUGCACGUUACCAAACCCUCAUACACACACACACACACACUACACACGCACACAGCACAUGUGCACUCCACACGCAAACAGCACAUGCACACUCCACAUGCACACUCCACUUGCAUACGCCACAUGCACACUCUGAUUGUGUGCAUGUGGCCUUUCUUCUGUACUGCUUUAAGUUACUGGUAGGGAGGGGGCGCUACUCCCCAAGUGUUAAGCUAAUACUCUACAGAUGCUUUUCUGUAAUGGGCC